CGGGGUACGCAUCGAAUAAAGAAGGGGCAUAGUCGUAGUACAAGACACAGUGGACAUUUCGCCUUUGUCAUGACUUCAGCUGUCAAACUCGAUUUGUACAAAUGGCUCUUAGCGAUUUGGAUGUUUGCUGUGUUACAACUACCAGUGGACGCCAGGUUGAUGUUUGAUGUCGUCCGAACUGAUGUCUCUUUGGCUGAUUGGGAUUCACUCAUCUUCACCGUCCACUGGCCUGUAACGACUUGCCUCAUCUGGAAAGAAGGAAAGCCGGCCCAUACCUGCAUUCUGCCAGAGAACCAUGUCUGGACCAUUCAUGGCAUCUGGCCAAAUGAAGAGGGAAAGGAAGGACCUUUCUUUUGUAACCGAACUUGGGUCUUUGAUCCUGAUAGGAUCGGCACUCUUCGUCCUCAGUUGCUCAGAGUUUGGCCCAACAUUCACGGAAACGACACCGACGAUUCUUUGUGGAAACACGAGUGGGAGAAGCACGGCACCUGUGCUGCCCUUGAUCCCAAAUUUGGUUCAGAGGAACUCUAUUUCAAUCAGGGAAUUCAAUGGGUGAAGAAUUACCAUAUAACUAAGAUACUGUCACAGAAACUGGUUGUUCCAUCCAUGUCAACUCGGUACAAUGUAACAGUGAUCCACAAUGUGCUUCAAGAAGCUUUAGGAGCUGUUCCAACGAUUGGCUGUGAAUUUGACAAAGAUACUGGAAAUGUUUACCUGUCAGAGAUUAGGCUGUGCUUUCAACGAGAUCUAACUUUGGUAGACUGCAAACAUAGUCAGAGAUUGACAGGCUUGCAGAGUGUUACAAACUGCCCCAUCAACAAAAUGAUAAUGUACCCCGGCAAAGCAUCAUUCACCAAAUCCAGCAGGCAACACAAACGAAUGUUUCACAAUAAGAGGAGAAAUAACUUGAAGCAUGUUUAUCCAUGAAAUGUUCUUUCAUCUUCUUUGUUCUUUGCCCAGCAUAGCCGUGCAACUAUUUCAGAACUAUAAGUCUUCCCUGUUAGUUUUGUAUCAUGUCUCAAGUAAAUUGCUCACUUUGUCAAAAUUGGGUCUCCAAAAUAGAAAAAUUCAUGUUUCUGA
Molecule: messenger RNA, 1080 nt
Organism: Daphnia pulicaria
Lineage: Eukaryota; Metazoa; Arthropoda; Branchiopoda; Diplostraca; Daphniidae
Gene: RNaseX25
Product: ribonuclease Oy-like
Exons: 5
Coding region: 70-927 (285 amino acids)
Biological process (GO): RNA catabolic process
Cellular component (GO): extracellular region
Molecular function (GO): ribonuclease T2 activity; RNA binding
Source: RefSeq, a predicted model, not a curated record